Molecule: messenger RNA, 2094 nt
Organism: Lodderomyces theae
Lineage: Eukaryota; Fungi; Ascomycota; Pichiomycetes; Serinales; Debaryomycetaceae
Product: apyrase
Exons: 1
Coding region: 1-2094 (697 amino acids)
Biological process (GO): nucleoside diphosphate catabolic process
Cellular component (GO): membrane
Molecular function (GO): nucleoside diphosphate phosphatase activity
Source: RefSeq, a predicted model, not a curated record
AUGCUGAAUAACGCCGGGGACCAGAGUUAUGGUAUUGUUAUUGACUCGGGGUCCUCAGGAUCUAGAAUACAAAUAUAUAAUUGGGUGAAUCCAAAAUCGCUAGCGAGGUCUGAUGAUCCAGGCGUUCUACAAUCACCACCAAAAAUAUCAAUACAUAAGGACUGGACGAAAAAGAUAACUCCUGGGAUAUCCACGUUCAAGUCUCGUAGCCAGCUUAAGCAGGUAUGGUCGAAGCAUUAUUCGGAAUUGUUGAAAUUUGCAGAAACCAUAAUUCCUAGUGAAAAACACAACGAAACGCCGGUAUUCGUUUUGAGUACAGCGGGGAUGAGAUUGGUUCCUAAAAAAACUAGAGAUGGCAUUUUAGCCGAAACGUGUUCGAGUAUAAGGAAAAAUACAAAGUUUUAUUUGCCCGAUUGUGAAGCCUUCGUCCAAACCAUAGACGGAUCUACAGAAGGAAUCUACGGUUGGUUGGGAUUGAAUUACUUGAUGGGCCAGUUUAACAAUUAUGACUCCAGGCUUGAUAGGCAUGAGUCUAUUGGGUUUAUGGAUAUGGGUGGAGCUUCAACUCAGAUUGCGUUUGUUCCGUCUUCUGUCGAGCAGAUUGAGAAACACAACAACGAUCUUUCCAAAGUAAUCUUACGGAAUGUCAACGGUGAGAAUCAGAAAUGGAAUGUUUUUGUAGAGACCUGGUUAGGCUUUGGCGCUAACGAAGCACGCAGAAGGUUCCUAGAGCAAAUGAUAAACUUGUCAUUAGUCAAUGAGAUAUCAAACAACAAUAUCAAUGAUCCUUGUUUGCCAAAAGGCGCAGCAAUGGACUAUGCUAUGGAUGGAAAGCUGUACAAGAUCAAUGGAGCGGGAAAUUAUGAAACGUGUAUUAAAUCAAUCUAUCCCUUGUUGAUGAAAUCUAUUCCAUGCGAGGACGAACCUUGUUUAUUCAAUGGGAUUCAUGGUCCCAAGAUGGACUUUGAAAAGGACAAGUUUGUGGGGAUUUCAGAGUACUGGUAUACUGCAAAUGAUAUUUUCCACAGUGGUGGCGAGUACGACUACAAGGCAUUCAAUAUAAAGGUCAAGGAAUUCUGCGAAAACGAUUGGGACACUAUAUUGAAGAAUGCCGAAACAGGGGACUAUUCAAAUCUUGAUCCUGACAAGUUUUUGAAAGAUGCAUGCUUUAAAGCGAGCUGGGUGAUGAAUAUUCUUCAUGAAGGAUUUGAACUACCAAGAAUCGGGUUCGAGACAGAUUCAGAGCUGCAGGAGAGUAAUCAAUCACAAGAUGUAACCAAUAAACACGUACCUUUCAAAUCGGCUGAUUCUGUUGGUGGAGAAGAAUUAUCUUGGACCUUGGGUAAAAUUUUGUUGUUUGCUUCGUCCCAAAUCGAACCACGAGACCCAAAAGAGAAAUUGGCGAUUGGAAUAUACCCCAGUGAAAUAUCGGGCAAAAAUUUUGUUCCCGGCGGCGUUUCUGAUAAGUCCUACUUGUCUGAUCAUGACAGUGACGAUGAGCAUGACUCUCCAUUAGGUACCGCGCUCUACUCGCUCACUGUUCUCUGCUUCUUUGUGUUCUUGUUGUACAAAUUUGUUCCUGGGCAUUUUGGGAACUGGAAGGGCAAAAUCAGGCGAAUGAGAGUUCCUGUGUCGUUAAGAAGAGGGAUGGUAGGGUUGGCUUCGAAGGUACCUGGCUUGGACAGUCUUGUCAGUAACUAUCUAUUCUACGAUCAUAUUGACCAGAACAUUGAUUUAGAGGAAGGCGUUGGUGCUUUAAACAAUGGGACAUCACCGUCUCUUGAAUCGGUGAAACCCAGCUCUGGUGCAUCUGUCUUGCGCACCAGACUGGCGAUUGAAUUGGAUGCCGAAUUUGACGAAUCACGACCUUCACGUUUCAACUCUACAAGCCCACUGCCCGGUAACAACAACAACAACAACAACAACAACAACAACUACAACUACAAUACCCAAAUCAGUGAUUUUUUGAACCGUCCAUUUGUUGUACCAAAUCGAGGGUCUUUUUACCAGUCAUCGGCACGGAGCAGUAGAGAGUCGCUAUCCAGGAGCAUGAGCAAUUUGUCCUCUCAUAAAUCGAAAACAUCCAUGGAAUGA